Linepithema humile (Argentine ant) is the source of this 1372-nucleotide messenger RNA. RefSeq names its product elongin C (gene EloC). Gene Ontology annotation, biological process: ubiquitin-dependent protein catabolic process. Gene Ontology annotation, molecular function: protein-macromolecule adaptor activity. Gene Ontology annotation, cellular component: elongin complex. The record is from RefSeq and is a predicted model, not a curated record. Lineage: Eukaryota; Metazoa; Arthropoda; Insecta; Hymenoptera; Formicidae.
GUUUCCAUCAUAUGUUUAUCAUCAUAACUUCCAAUAUUCAGUGGCUGUAUUGCAGUUGUAUGGUAUUUGAUGGUAUUAAUUGGCUUAUACGUGUGUACCGUGGAACAUUACUGUGAUUAAAAAGUCUGAUUUAACUAAACUUUUAUUGUUUGUUGUGAGGAGAGUAUUUACACUAUAGCAAACAUGUCGACUGAUGUCAACAUGCAAGCUGAAAAGCCCAAUGGAGAAGCAAGUGUCGCUAAAACUGAAGAAGAAGAGGGCAGAUCAUCUAAAGACCUGCAUGCGCAAGAAAGCGGUCCUGUUUACGGAGGUUGUGAGGGACCAAAUGCAAUGUAUGUGAAGCUGGUCAGUAGCGACGGACAUGAGUUUAUAGUUAAACGAGAACAUGCAUUAACGAGUGGUACUAUCAAAGCAAUGUUAAGUGGUCCCGGUCAGUUUGCAGAAAAUGAAGCCAAUGAAGUCAAUUUUCGAGAAAUUCCGUCUCAUGUGUUACAAAAAGUCUGCAUGUAUUUCACUUACAAAGUGCGCUACACAAACAGCAGUACAGAAAUACCGGAGUUUCCUAUUGCACCAGAGAUUGCCUUAGAGCUGUUGAUGGCUGGCAAUUUUUUAGAUUGCUAAAUAUUAUCCAUAGGCAUACAUCGGCCUGUUUUUGGCAACUAUAGAAUCAAUACAGCUUUCUUCAUUACAAUCGUCUAGAAUAUAUCUAUGUAUUAUGAUGCUUUGGAAGAUCAUAUUGGAGAACAAUCGAUUCCUUUGACCUUCUGAUGUUCGUAACAUAGAUAUUUUAGUGUAACUAGACAAUGCAAUAUUUUAUAAUUACAAAUCCUAAAUUAAUUUUAUUUGUAUUUGGUAAUUUAUAUUUAUGGUUAUAAUAUGAUAUCACUUGGCAUAACGAUAAUUAUCGAUUAAUAUCCAUGGAUUAUCCAUUUGAUCAUACAUACAUACAUAUAUUAUCUGUUACCUAACUUGUCAUACUAUUUCAAUAUAAAAUUAUUGUUAAAAUUAGAAACGAUUUAAUACAAUAUUCUCGAAUCACGAACUGUAUGAGACAGAUAUUACGUUUCUCUUCGUAUUAACGUUAUAUCAACUGUAUAUAAAUAUUAAUCUCUUUCGUUAAAUAUAGAUAUAAUAAUUUAUUUUUUAGUGUACAUUAAAUAUAUUUACAGUUGUACAAUCAUUGUCCAGGCACAUUGUGAAGUAUAUCGAUAUAUUGCAGAAGAAAUGCUUGAUUGAGCAUUAAAUAAGAUCACUUAAUCCAUAAACUAAUUAUAAAAAAUUAAACAUGCGAUAUGCAAAAGAACACUACAGUUUUAUAGGAUGUUUCUAAGACAUAAUCUGAUGUACUAAUAAAUAGAAUGUACAAAAGACA